AUGGCAGCGGAGCAGAGGAAGCUGCUGGAGCAGCUCAUGGGAGCCGACCAGCUCAUGGGCGGGGCAGCAUCUCGCAAUGCACAGCUCACCAUUAGUGAUCCAAAGGUCUGUCGAUCAUACCUCGUCGGCACGUGUCCCCAUGAUCAGUUCACCAACACAAAACAAGAUCUGGGCCCUUGUCCGAAAGUCCACAGCGAAGGUCUGAAAGCGGAGUACGAAGCUGCUUCUGCAAGCGAGAAGGCGAAAUGGGGCUUUGACUACGAUUACAUGCGCGACAUGCAAAAGUAUAUCGAUGAAUGCGAUAGGCGUAUCGAUUCCGCCCAGCGUCGGCUUGAGAAAACGCCCGAUGAGAUCAAGCAGACAAACAAUUUGUUGAAACAAAUAUCGGAGCUUACCAAAACGAUUAACUCCGGCCUUCUCGAAGUGUCUGUGAUGGGCGAGAUGGGUUCCGUAUCACUGGCAAUGAACGAACUCUUCAAGAUCCGCACCGCCAAGCAUCAAAAGGAAACCCACGAACGCGAACUCAAAAAUCUAUCAGACACAUCAGGCCCGUCUGGCCACCAGAAGCUGCAAGUCUGCGAUGUUUGCGGUGCAUACCUGAGUCGACUAGACAACGAUCGCCGGUUGGCCGAUCAUUUCUAUGGAAAGAUGCAUAUGGGCUACUCGGACAUGCGCAAGACCUUUAAAAGGCUCAGGGAGGAGCUGAAAGGCCGUCCACCACCAGCAAGACAUGAUGAUGGCUAUGGCGAUGACGGUAGCUGGGGAGGACGUGGAGGAGGCGGCGGUGGCAGAGGAUACGGAAGAUCUGGCGGUGGAGGUGGAGGGUACAGAAAGAAAGGGGGUGGUAGAUGGUAA
Molecule: messenger RNA, 855 nt
Organism: Talaromyces rugulosus
Lineage: Eukaryota; Fungi; Ascomycota; Eurotiomycetes; Eurotiales; Trichocomaceae
Exons: 3
Coding region: 1-855 (284 amino acids)
Biological process (GO): mRNA splice site recognition
Cellular component (GO): U2-type prespliceosome; U1 snRNP
Molecular function (GO): mRNA binding
Source: RefSeq, a predicted model, not a curated record